AUAUAAUUCUACUAAAAAUAUUAAUCUUUGUGGUACAGUGUCAUUUUCUCCCUUUUGUUGUCUCUGUUGACCUGCGAAACUGCCUUGUUUUUGUGAAAUUAUCAAUCUAAUUGUGCUCGAUUGGGAGCACUUUACUGCAUCACGCUAUUGCUUUGGCUGGCACUAGGCGGCAUGGGAUUCACCCCAUCUCUUUCUUCUUUGCCAGACACAAUUUAUUUGUUAAGAAAAAAUACAGGCGAGGGGGAGUUCAAUUCAACCUUCAAUUACUUCUUCUCAAUUUUCAUUCUUCUCAAGUAUUUUGACGGAAUAUCUCAUCAAAUUCACAUGUUCACAUGUUUUCCAGCUGAUGAAUAGCUUAAUCCCAUCAAGACAUUUUCCUCCUCCCCUCUGUAGUGUGAAUUCAUAUCUAUUGUUGUUUCGAAAGAGACUUUCUGGAGAUCGAUCAGUGCACGGACAACUCUGUGACUGUUAUCCGAAGAAGAGGAUUAAUGAGGAUUCAAAACGGUGCCGUAUUGGGUGUCCACGCUUUUCUCAUAUGAUUGCCCAAACCCUGGACACCUCCAGGGAGUGCCAACCAUGGAGAUUAGUAGCGAUCCCCCAGCGAAGGCGGCUGCGUCUCUGAGGUGGGCCAUCCUUCGCCACGUCUUUCUUCGUCGUCCCUCUUCUUCAAACCUUGAUGACGACCAAUCUCAGAAUUGCAUCAAGCGCAUCUCGAGGAAGACAACGCAGGGCUUCAACUUGAUUCCCUCUCAGCUACAACAUUCAGCUCCUUUGUCAAAAUCAAACCACUCGAGUGGUUCCAGGGACGCUAGUGUGUGCUACACAUUGCCCAUUCCCAGUUCGCCCAAGCUCUUCCUAACCCAAAGAGUGGACAACUGUGCCAACCUGAAUGAUUUUGAGAUCAGUAACAAGUAUGAUAUUGACAACACUGGACUUGUUUGUCAUUGGCCGUCGGAAGAUGUCCUUGCUUAUUUCUGCUUGUCACACGAGGGCAUGUUUAGGUCCAAAAGAGUCAUUGAACUUGGAUCAGGCUACGGUUUAGCUGGAUUAGUUAUUGCAGCUGCCACUGAGGCUACCGAAGUUGUAAUAUCAGAUGGGAACCCACAAGUUGUUGAUUAUAUUCAGCAUAAUAUUGAGGCUAACUCUGAAGCCUUUGGUGGUACAACGGUGAAGCCCCUGAUUUUGCAUUGGAAUCAGGAGGAACCCUCAAAUAUUUCUGGCUCUUUUGAUGUAGUCAUUGCCAGUGACUGCACUUUCUUUGAGGAAUUCCACAAAAGCCUUGCUCGAACUGUCAAAAGCUUGUUAACAAAGGCAGGGCCCUCUGAAGCUGUAUUUUUCAGCCCGAGAAGGGGCAACUCAUUGGACAAAUUUCUGGAGGAAAUCAAAGAGAGUGGCAUGCAUUAUAGCAUAACUGAGAACUAUGAGACACAGGUCUGGAGGCAUCAUCAGAGGUUUGUAAAUGGUGAUGACUCCUGGCCCAACUAUGAAGAAGAUCACUGCUAUCCAUUGUUGGUCAGAAUUACACACUGAUAUCUGGAAUCCAUUUUCUAGGUGAUUGAUAUUUUGAUUAUUUGGUUAGCUUCCUUUUAAGGUUGAUUGACCUGUGUAUGCUAGUUCUUCCUGGAUCUUUAGAAUAUCAUGUGCGCACUGUUACAUUGUCUAGUUCACUGAGUCCUGGAGACAUUUCUAUUGUACAUUGUUCACCACCACACUAUUUUGUAGGUCUUUUACAGAUUCAGUUUUUGCCAAUUGUAAAGGAAAUCAUUGGGUCUUUGUUUUUUUCCCUUGAUCUUUUCUAGCUGGGAAUUGCAUAUUUUAACUUAAUAUUAGGUGAGUGCACCAACACUUUUUUUGACAUGGAAAAAAGAUUCCUUAUCACCA
Molecule: messenger RNA, 1881 nt
Organism: Malania oleifera
Lineage: Eukaryota; Viridiplantae; Streptophyta; Magnoliopsida; Santalales; Ximeniaceae
Product: calmodulin-lysine N-methyltransferase
Exons: 7
Coding region: 577-1530 (317 amino acids)
Cellular component (GO): cytoplasm
Molecular function (GO): calmodulin-lysine N-methyltransferase activity
Source: RefSeq, a predicted model, not a curated record